AACAGAAACAACACUACCUAUGAGUCUGCAUAUCUGCACCACUUUGGGAAAAGUGCUGGAAGCAAGGAAGGUCUGGCAAGACUCCUGAGACACUCCCGGACCUGUCACGUCACCAAAGAGUGGACGCACAAUCUGUCAAGCUCAACACAGACCUCUUAAGGAAUUCUGGUCUUUUAAGGACUGGGAGAACACCUUCCAGAUCUUUCCAAUGCCACAUGAGCACCUCCCUGAAAAGCUUAUCAGAACAAAGGUCAGGGAGGUGUAAGCACAGCCAAUCACAAGGAAAAGCAAAAACAGGGCAGGGUCAUACCACAACAGGGACCUGAAACAGGAAGAAGGUUGUGACAUUGGUUGCAUCAGUUCCCUUCUGAAACUCAUUCAGCAACCUAUGAGAAAGUCUAUGGACAUUUGGCUAACAACAGUAUUAAGCUAAACAGUAUUUCUUAUUAAGAUCCUAAGAUUCUCUUCAAGGUACUCUGUAUUUAAGUCCUUACUGUAUUUAUGUCAAAAUAUAUGCUGUAACAGUGUAAACACUGAAAAAAUUGCCAACAUAUCUUCUGAUAUUGAGUGUGGUGCACUUUGUGGUGUUCAGCCAUUCAUUUGGAAGUAAUAAUAUCAUUGAAUAUCCUGUUAUAUCGAAUUAGCAACUCUCAGUGGUGCAAUAUCAGUGAACAGGGUGUAAGUUGUUGCCUCAAGACUUUUUUAACCACUUGAACCACAAACUGCAACUUCUCGUGACCUCUGAAGCAAGACAUAGUCCUCUAUUGUCCUUCAGGGCUUUUUAUACCGUGCACUGGCUGAAAGUCGUUGUCCAUCUGUGCCACAUAAAGACUCAGGGUAAUGCAGCCCGUGACCAAGGAGGGACUUUGAGACAGCAAUGGACAAACCCAUCCGUCCUCACGUCCCCUGCAAUGGCUGAGUGUCCUCCCCCAGUGCACUAAAGACGUUCUCAGCAGGACCGUACUCUACACCCUGUUCCUUUAGCCAAGAACACCGAGCCUAGGAGUGAAUGUCCUGCCUGCGGCGCCAACCUGUGACCAUCCCCAUGGACACUGUCAAGAUCAUCCAAUCGGAGAAGUUCUCUCGGGAGUGUCCGGUCCCCAUGACCCAGCCUCGCUAUGCCCCACCUCCCCGCGUGGCCUGGGACGGAGGAGGCGAGGGGGAGGUGAUCGUCAACCAGGCAUGUGGCGACCUGUGCAUGGAGGUCAACGGCAACACCGUGGUCCCACCCAGACCCCUAGUGUCUCCUCCUGCCCCCGUCCUCCGCCGGGAAGCAAGUUAUCUUGCCCAGCGCAAGACCAGCACAUCCGACAUCUGCUACCACCAGUUCCACUACAAGAUGGACAACGUCAUCGUCAACCAGUACGUGCUCCGCUCUUCCUCCACCUCUUCCUCCUCGUCCUCCACCUCCUCAGGCCCGGUGAUGCCGUGCGAACCACUGGACUGCCCCACCUGUGGACACACCUACAACUUUGCCGGCAAGCGCCCACGCAUCCUGUCCUGUUUGCACUCGGUGUGUGAGGAGUGCCUGCAGAUCUUAUACGAGUCCUGUCCCAAGUACAAGUUCAUCUCCUGCCCCACUUGCCGCCGCGAGACCGUUCUCUUCACCGACUACGGGCUAGCCGCGCUGGCCAUCAACACCAGCAUCCUCAGCCGGCUGCCGCCCGACCCAGCAGGGGUCGUGCAGUGGGGCAGUGACGGGGACCGCAGCUGCUAUCAGACGGUGCGCCAGUACUGUCAGUCAGCUUGCACUUGCCACAUUGCCAACCCUCUUUCCUCCUGUGGCAUCAUGUAGAAAGGAGAGGGCGGAUGACACAACUCAUCCCAAAAGCUAUUCCACCAUCUGAAAACCUUGAGUCACACACAUUCACCUUCUCCGAAGGGUCACAGAUGAAUCUGUAUAUUUAAUAGCACAGGAUGCUAUGUGGACUUGAAGUGAAAAGGACACUUGUGUGCAAAGACAGAAAUAUGAAAUAUCAGAGUAAAUGUAUUUUAUGUAUGAACUGAUUUCCCUAUAGCCCUCGAUCUCUUGUUUUGAUCUCUUUACAUGGGAAUGCCAAGGGAAGUCUGUCUCCCCCCAUCCUGGGUAUAAUAAAGACCAAUAAAG
Messenger RNA from Sinocyclocheilus grahami, 2107 nucleotides. RefSeq names its product RING finger protein 208-like. The transcript has a single exon. Lineage: Eukaryota; Metazoa; Chordata; Actinopteri; Cypriniformes; Cyprinidae. The coding region runs from base 1010 to 1795 and encodes 261 amino acids. Gene Ontology annotation, molecular function: ubiquitin protein ligase activity. Gene Ontology annotation, biological process: protein ubiquitination. The record is from RefSeq and is a predicted model, not a curated record.